Messenger RNA from Amorphotheca resinae ATCC 22711, 1314 nucleotides. RefSeq names its product glycoside hydrolase family 16 protein. Gene Ontology annotation, biological process: glucan catabolic process. Gene Ontology annotation, molecular function: hydrolase activity, hydrolyzing O-glycosyl compounds. NCBI's taxonomy places the organism in Eukaryota, Fungi, Ascomycota, Leotiomycetes, Helotiales, Amorphothecaceae. The record is from RefSeq and is a predicted model, not a curated record. The coding region runs from base 1 to 951 and encodes 316 amino acids. The transcript is spliced from 2 exons.
AUGCGUACCUCACGACUCCUUCUACGCUUUGGUGCAUCUCUUUUUUGUGCUGCUGGCAUCACAAGCGCUACUUAUGUUAUUGAGGACAUCUACGAUACUGACAACUUCUUUGACUCAUUCAAUUUCUACACCGGCGGAGAUCCAACCGCUGGUUUUGUCAAAUAUGUAGGAGCUGUCACUGCAAACGAUAGCAGUCUGGCUGGCUAUUCGAGCGGUGCGGUCUAUCUCGGAGUCGACCAUAAAACAAGGAAUCCGACUGGCGGCCGCGAUUCCGUUCGACUCGCAUCUAACAAGGCAUACACCAAGGGUUUAUUCAUUGCCGACAUUGCACACAUGCCAAACGGUAUAUGUGGCGUAUGGGGAGCUUUUUGGACUUUCGGGCCCAAUUGGCCAAGUUCGGGCGAGAUCGACAUCAUUGAAGGCGUGAACAUGCAGGCAACAGACUCCAUCACCCUCCACACAUCCCCCGGCUGUACCCUCGGGAGCACCGGUUCACUGCCCACUUCGAACCUCUCGAAUACAAACUGCAACACCGGGAACGGAAAUGACGGAUGUAGUUUCUCAACCGCAAAUACGGAGGCCUUCGGCACUGGUUUUAAUGCUAUAGGUGGCGGAAUAUAUGCCAUGGAGUGGACAUCCUCAGCGAUCAAGGUCUACUUCUUCCCCCGAUACUCGAUCCCCGCAGACAUCACAGCCGGUCACCCAGAUCCAACCCGUUGGGGAAUGCCAAUGGCUAGCUUCAGUGGAAGUGGUUGCGACAUCGACUCCCAUUUUGGCCAACAUGCCAUCGUCUUUGACAUCACCUUCUGUGGACAAUGGGCAGGAAAUGUCUGGUCCAGCAGCCCUUGCGCUUCCAAGGCUCCCACCUGCAAUGCCUAUGUUGCUCAAAACCCAGCAGCGUUCACGGGCGCCUACUGGUUGAUCAACUCGGUGAAAGUGUAUCAGGAAUAGACGACGAAGGCGAUGAUGGUCCUAUUCCCAUUGUAUUCAUGAUAGAGGCGCCCGAGAAAAGCAAUUAGGGCUUGGUUUCUUUGAAAAUAUUGAGGUUAGGGGGUCGGAGUUUGCGAUGCGAUAUACCUUUGCUGAUUACUUACGAAACUGGAGUUCGGGGUGGAACGAACAUAGCGCGUGAGGAUGAGAACCUGUGGAUCAUGGCGGUACAUUCUAUCGAGUGUGCAUACAUACAGUCUGGAUUUCAAUGAAUAUGUAUUCACGAUAUUCCCGAACUGAUAUUGUACGAGGAUGAAGACUUGGGUCCAGGUAAUGACGAUUCAGCCGUCAAAACAUCAUGACUUGUGAUGAAUGCAAUGGGGC